UACUUGUCUCGUGCCCCAGUAAUUUGAUAGGUCUCAGUAUAUAAGAGAUAGAAUAUCAAUAAAAUUAUUUAUUUAAAUAAGUAGAUUGAUAGGACAGUGUUGUUAAAGCAUUGUAAGUGUAUAGGUGUUCUUUUGGAAUUAUACUUAAUAUCGUCUUAAGAAAGUUGCUUAAAUCAUCAAGAUGGUGGUAUUCUGGACGACAUUCUUGUCACUACUAGCGAUAGCCUACUAUCUGCUAUACAAAUACAUGACAAGGAAUUUUUCUUACUGGAAAGACCGAAACAUAUUCUACUUCAAACCGCUCCCAUUCUUUGGAAACCUUUUACCAAUGAUCACCAUGAAAACCACCAUGGGUGAACUAAUAAUGGACCUCUACCGACAAACUGAUAAAGACUACUUCGGUAUCUUCAGCUUGGACCGACCAGUAUUAGUUGUAAAGUCACCAAAACUAGCCAAAGACAUUCUGUUAAAGGAUUUCGCCAGUUUCCAUGAUAGGAUAAUCGUCACGCCGGAUACGGAUCCAGCCAUGUCAAACUUGAUGUUUUUCAAGAAGGGGCAGAUGUGGAAAGUGAUCAGAUCCAAGAUGACGCCGGUUUUCACAUCCGGAAAGCUGAAGGCCAUGUUUUCGGUUAUGGUGGACGAAUCAAAUGAUCUGAGCAAGUAUCUGAGUAAAUUUGUUGGAGCUCCCUCUAUAGAGGCAAAGGAAGUUUGUGCGAAGUAUUCUACAAACUUGAUUGCUUUGACUGCGUUUGGUGUAAAAGCUAAGUGCUUUGAUAAUGAAGACGCUGAUUUCAGGAAACUGGGAAGACGUAUUUUUGGAACAAGCCUGACAAACGCUGUAAGACAACUAGGGUGUAACUUCUUUCCUGGCCUGAUCAAGACCUUCGGCAUUGAAUUCGUAGACACCGUAGCCCGAGAACAAAUGAAAUCUAUCUUCAGUACAGUACUAAAGGCUAGAAAGCAGUCAGAUCAUCACAAGAGCAAUGAUUUAGUAGACAUUUUAUUAGACGCUCGAGCUCACACGGAAUCUGGAAUCUCUGAUGACAUGAUUUUGGGACAAGCAAUUCAAUUUUUCAUGGCCGGUUUUGAAAGCGUGGCUUCCACAAUAAGUUUCACUUUGUACGCUCUGAGUAUGGAUGAGGAAAUUCAAGAAAGAUUACGGUUAGAAAUAUUGGAAAACAUCGAGGAAAAUAAUGGUUUAACAUACGAAGGAGUCAACAGCAUGAAAUAUCUGAAUAUGGUGAUUUCAGAAGCAUUAAGAAAAUAUCCAGUACUGCCUUUCUUGGACAGAGAAUGUACGUCAACCUACAAAGUCGAAGGGACUGACUUGGUGUUAGAGAAAGGGCAAGCUAUUUAUAUAUCGGCAUUCGGAAUGCACUACGACGAGAAAUACUUUCCAGAUCCUGACAAGUUCGAUCCAGAGAGAUUUUCUGAUAAAAAUGAGAUAAACAAAGAAGGUUUCUACUAUACGCCUUUUGGGGAAGGCCCUAGAAUAUGCAUAGGUAACAGAUAUGGAUUAUUAGCUGUCAAAGUAGGAAUAGCUUCGAUCCUGUCAAAAUACAAAAUACGGAAAAGCUUGAAAACGCCCGAGAAGAUAAAAUUCGAUCCAAAAAGUUUUUUGAUCCAAUCCUACGGCGGAGUACCAAUAAAAAUUGAAGCCUUAUAAACACAUAUCAACUGACUAAUGAAUUGAAACAUUCACUGA
Messenger RNA from Sitophilus oryzae (rice weevil), 1705 nucleotides. RefSeq names its product cytochrome P450 6j1-like. Bases 182 to 1666 code for a protein of 494 amino acids. Gene Ontology annotation, molecular function: heme binding; monooxygenase activity; oxidoreductase activity, acting on paired donors, with incorporation or reduction of molecular oxygen. The record is from RefSeq and is a predicted model, not a curated record. The transcript is spliced from 7 exons. NCBI's taxonomy places the organism in Eukaryota, Metazoa, Arthropoda, Insecta, Coleoptera, Curculionidae.